CCGCCCUGUGACCAGAAGUUUCAGCCAACUCUUAAAGAGCGCUCGGGCUAACGCGGCCAUGGCAAACAAGAAUGCCACAAGUCCUGCUCAUCCUGCAGUGCCUUGUACCACUCAGAAGCCUGCUGGUCAUCCUCAGCACGCUACUAGGCUUGGCGCCACUUUCUCACAAGAGAACAAUAAGCUGUCAGAGGGUACCAGCACUACAACUAUGAGAACAAGGACAGACCAUAUAGAAUCCCUCAGGAGAAGAGUAAUUCUAGCUGAGUCCGAAGUUGCUGAGGAGAAAGAGAAUGUGAGGAGAGGGUUGGAAGCGAUCAGGUGGAAGGACGCACAGCUCAAGGAGUUAAGGAAGAGAUCCAGUGCAAUGGAUAAAGAUAUCAGGAGGAAGGAUGCACAUCUCAAGGUGGCAAGGAAGAGAGUGAAAACAAAAGAGAGGUUACUUCAGAUCAUGUACAGCAUUUGGAUGGACAAAGCUGAGACAGAUGCAGAGAUGAAAGCACAGAAAGAAGUUGAAAUGCAGGAGCUGAAAGUGCAGAAAGAAGCUCAAGUACAGAAGGUGAUGAAGGAGAACGUGAGGCUACUUCGCAUUGUUGAUAAGGAGGAGGCACAGCUCCAAGCGAUGAGUGAGCAGUGCAAGUUGCUGGCACAGCAGAUACCGUGAGACAACUCAUGCUGGUUCCUUAGCUCCCAGGGCUCUAAAUUCUUCAUGCAGACGUUCAUUUCCUUA
Molecule: messenger RNA, 727 nt
Organism: Panicum hallii
Lineage: Eukaryota; Viridiplantae; Streptophyta; Magnoliopsida; Poales; Poaceae
Exons: 3
Coding region: 59-661 (200 amino acids)
Source: RefSeq, a predicted model, not a curated record